This is a messenger RNA of Nicotiana tabacum (common tobacco), 1233 nucleotides long. The record is from RefSeq and is a predicted model, not a curated record. NCBI's taxonomy places the organism in Eukaryota, Viridiplantae, Streptophyta, Magnoliopsida, Solanales, Solanaceae.
AUGCGAGUUGCUUUACUGGUUAAGAACAAAUUAGGGUUUGUGGACGGAACUUGCCUUAAAAGCUCAUUUCGAGGAGAUCUGACAACACAGUGGGAGAGAUACAAUGCGGUAGUAUUAUCACGGUUGAGUUGUACUGUUUCGGCAGAAUUGGUGCCAAGCAUCAUGUAUGCUUCAAGUGUGAAGAAGGUCUGGGAUGAAUUCAAGAAGAGAUUUGAUAAAUGCGACUUAACUAGAAUUUAUCAGCUUUGGACAGAAAUUACAACCCUAAGACAAGGUAUUGAUUCUGUAACUAGCUAUUUUUCAAAAUUGAAGGAUUUCUGGGAUGAAUUAGACAUAUUAGCACCCUUACCUUCGUGUGAUUGUGAAGAAUCAAGGCCUUAUAUGGAUCACCUAAUAAGACAAAGGCUAUUACAAUUCUUAAUGGGAUUGAAUGAAAGCUAUAGUCAUGUUAGGAGUGAUGUUUUAUUGAAAAGGCCAGUGCUAACUGUUAAUCAAGCAUAUUCAAUAGUGGUGCAAGAGGAAAGUCAAAGAAAACUUGGUGUAGUAGAGGUCAAUAGAGAUCCUUUAACAAUGCUAGCAGGAAAAAGUCAGGCAUUUAAGAAUAAAAGGCCAGGACUAAUAUGUGAAUAUUGUGGAUACAAAGGACAUUUGAAGGAAAAUUGUUACAAAAUCAUAGGCUAUCCUCCUGAUUUCAAAAGUAAGAAGAAAGGACAGUUCAAUCCAGGGAAACCAUAUGCUAAUGUUGCAAACACAUAUGAGGAUAUGAAUGUGAAGAAUCAGUAUCAGCAGGGUAAUUUUUUCACAGAAGAUCAAUACAAACAGCUGGUGAAUAUGCUGACAAAAUCUUCAGCUAGUGAGAAUACUUCAAGCUCAGAUGGUUCUGCAAAUCUUGCAGGUUCUAGAUCUGAAAUUACUCAUACAGGAGAUGCAGUAGUAAUGGAAACACAAAGAAUUACCAAUGUUCUUCAUGUUCCAGAUUUUAAGUUCAACUUGCUAUCAGUAUCAAAAUUGACUAAAGAACUGGACUCUUCAAUGGAAAGGUACUGGGGAUUGAUUCUCUACCUUGGUGCGGUUGUAACGACUUUUGUCCGCGAGCUCGAUACUAGUUCGAGCUCGAUACUGGACCGAGCCAUCGGCCUUGGUCGAGGCUCGAUUCUGACCUGGGGAUCUCGGUAUUUGGCGUGCAAGUUGGUCGGUCUCCGUAUCCUCGAUGAUCUCUACCUUGCUUCGUAG